This is a messenger RNA of Cyphellophora europaea CBS 101466, 2517 nucleotides long. Its product is annotated as urease. Gene Ontology annotation, cellular component: urease complex. Gene Ontology annotation, molecular function: urease activity; nickel cation binding. The transcript has 7 exons. The coding region runs from base 1 to 2517 and encodes 838 amino acids. NCBI's taxonomy places the organism in Eukaryota, Fungi, Ascomycota, Eurotiomycetes, Chaetothyriales, Cyphellophoraceae. The record is from RefSeq and is a predicted model, not a curated record. Gene Ontology annotation, biological process: urea catabolic process.
AUGCAGCUUGUCCCAAGAGAGCUUGAUAAGCUCGUCACAGCACAGCUUGGCUUUCUUGCCCAGCGACGACUUGCUAGAGGUGUUAAGCUGAAUCAUGCGGAGGCUGUUGCUUUGAUAGCGAGCAACCUGCAAGAGCUCAUUCGUGAUGGCAACCAUUCAGUUGCCUCUCUCAUGUCUCUAGGGGCGACCAUGCUAGGCCGUCGUCAUGUCUUACCAUCUGUCCCUGCGACUCUUACGGAGUUACAGGUCGAGGGCACAUUUCCUACCGGCACGUACCUCGUGACCGUGCAUCAUCCUGUCGCCUCGGAUGACGGCGACCUGGAGAAGGCUCUAUAUGGAAGCUUUCUACCUGUGCCGAACAAUGAGGCGUUUCCUCUGGUGGACGCCAGCGAGUACGAGUCAACAAAGAUGCCAGGAGCAGUCGUUGUCAAGAAAGCCGCCAAUAUCGUACUCAAUGAGGGAAGGAAAAGAAUCAGAUUAAAGGUCACAAGCAAAGGCGACAGACCUAUUCAAGUUGGUUCCCAUUACCACUUCAUCGAAACCAAUCCCCUCCUCUCCUUCGACCGUGUCGCCGCCUACGGUUACCGCCUCGAUAUCGCGGCCGGUACCUCGGUCCGCUUUGAGCCCGGCGACACUAAGACCGUCACUCUCGUCGAGAUCUCCGGCAACCGCGUUAUCCACGGCGGCAACGACCUUGCUAAUGGUACUGUCGACCUCUCGCGUACAGAUGAGAUCCUCCAGAAACUCCAGGCCGCAGGCUUCGCGCACACGCCAUCCCCGGAAGAUAUCACGCAGUCCACCUCAGAUCCCUUCAGCAUGACGAGGGCCGACUACGCCGGUAUGUUCGGCCCCACGACAGGCGACCGCGUGCGCCUCGGCGCUACCGAUCUCUGGGUUCGUGUCGAGAAGGAUCUUACGAUCUAUGGCGAAGAGUGCAAGUUCGGUGGUGGUAAGACACUGCGCGAAGGUAUGGGUCAGGCUUCCAACCGACCUGACGCCUCUGUACUCGAUACUGUUAUCACAAACGCGCUGAUAGUCGACUACACGGGUAUCUACAAGGCUGAUAUCGGCAUUAAGCAUGGGAACAUUGUGGGCAUUGGCAAGGCGGGCAACCCAGACGUAAUGGAGGGCGUCAGUCCCGAUCUGGUGGUUGGUAACGGCACGGAUGUCAUCGCAGCUGAAGGCUCCAUUAUCACUGCGGGUGGCUUCGAUACACAUAUCCACCUGAUCUGUCCACAGCAGGCGUACGAAAGUGUUGCAGCGGGCAUCACGACGUAUCUGGCUGGUGGCACGGGUCCGAGCCAGGGCACAAGCGCCACAACAUGCACGCCUGGCAAGUGGCAUAUGGAGAUGAUGCUCAAAGCGGUGGACAACCUGCCUAUCAACUACGGCAUUACGGGCAAGGGAAACGACAGCGGGCCCCAGGCGCUCAGAGAGAGUAUCGAGGCUGGAGCCUGUGGAAUGAAGCUGCACGAGGAUUGGGGCACUACUCCUGCCGCAAUCGAUACGUGCCUGUCAGUGUGCGACGAAUACGACGUGCAGUGCAUGAUCCACACCGACACACUCAAUGAGUCCGGCUUCGUGGAGAGCACCAUCGCAGCCUUCAAAGACCGCGCGAUCCACACCUACCACACCGAAGGCGCCGGCGGCGGACACGCGCCAGACAUCAUCCGCGUGGUGGAGAACGCGAACGUGCUGCCCUCGUCGACAAACCCGACCCGACCCUAUACGCGUAACACGCUCGACGAGCACCUGGAUAUGCUGAUGGUGUGCCACCACCUGAGCCGCAACAUCCCGGAAGACGUUGCCUUCGCUGAGAGCCGGAUUCGCGCCGAGACGAUCGCGGCCGAGGACGUGCUGCACGACCUGGGCGCCAUCAGCAUGAUGUCCUCGGACUCGCAGGCCAUGGGCCGCUGCGGCGAGGUCAUCCUGCGCACCUGGCACACGGCGCACAAGAACAAGGUGCAGCGCGGCCAGCUGGAGGAAGACAAGCAUGACCCGGAGGCGGACAACUUCCGCGCGAAGCGCUACGUGAGCAAGUACACGAUCAACCCGGCGGUCGCGCAGGGAAUGGGCCACCUCAUCGGCAGCGUCGAGGUCGGCAAGGUCGCGGACUUGGUGCUGUGGAAGCCGGCCAACUUCGGAACCAAGCCCAGCACCGUCAUCAAGAGCGGCAUGAUCAGUUGGGCAAUGAUGGGCGACCCCAAUGCCUCCAUCCCCACCAUCGAACCCAUCAGCAUGCGGCCCAUGUUCGCUCCCCUCGUCCCCUCCACCUCCAUCACCUUCGUCAGCGCCGCCUCCGUCUCCUCCGGUACCAUCGCCAAAUACGGGCUGCGCAAGCGCGUCGAACCCGUCAAGAACUGUCGCAACGUCGGCAAGAAGGACAUGCGCUUCAACGAUUCCAUGCCGAAGAUGAGUGUGGACCCGGAGAGUUAUAGGGUCGAGGCUGACGGGGUGCAUUGUAUCGCUGAGCCGAGCGAGAGGCUGCCGCUUGGACAGGCGUUUUUCGUGUUUUAG